This is a messenger RNA of Gigantopelta aegis, 1815 nucleotides long. Its product is annotated as acetylcholinesterase-like. NCBI's taxonomy places the organism in Eukaryota, Metazoa, Mollusca, Gastropoda, Neomphalida, Peltospiridae. The transcript is spliced from 4 exons. The record is from RefSeq and is a predicted model, not a curated record. Gene Ontology annotation, molecular function: cholinesterase activity.
CUCACUGGAAGUAGCACUGCACAGUCUACAAUUGGCUUGUUUCCCAAUAUAGAUAUCAGUUUGUGGUACGAUUACGUGAAAUACUGGGGGAAAAUGUCAGCAAUAACAUCAACCAUUUUUCGAGGACUUUUGGUCAUGGCCGUUGUUAUGACAGGUCUGGCAGACGACCCAAUUGUGAACACAACGCACGGCAAGAUCCAAGGUAUCACAAAGGUAAUUCUUAAUAAGACAAUCAACAGUUACUAUGGGAUUCCUUUCGCCAAGCCACCGGUGGGUAGUUUACGUUUCAAACGACCAGAAACAGUGCCUGCAUGGGGAGACCAAACAGUGGAUGCGAGAGUUCCUAAAAAAUCUUGCAUGCAGUCGCAUGGUAAAAGCCGUUAUUAGUUACGAUUUGAUGAUCAAAAUAAUAGCGAAGACUGUCUGUACCUUAAUAUCUGGACUCCAACUACCAAAGUGAGGAAUCUAACCACCCUUGUUUGGGUGCACGGGGGCGGUUUUGUCUCGGGUUCUAUUAAUCGUCCAGUGCACCAGGGACACUAUCUAGCUGCUGCUAAUGACGUCAUAAUAGCGUCUAUCAAUUAUCGUCUGGGUGCAUUUGGAUUCUUCUACACUGGAAGUGACUCUGCUCCAGGUAACCAAGGCAUGCUAGACCAGGUGUUAGGUCUAAAGUGGAUUCACGACAACAUAGACAGAUUUGGAGGAGAUCCAAAAAGGAUCACUUUGUUCGGUGGGACUGCUGGAGCAGGUUCGGUGAACCACCAUCUACUUUCACCUCUGUCCCGACACCUCUUGCAGUUCGCUAUCUUAGAGAGUGGAGCAGCUCUAGCCAAAUGGGCAUCCGUAGAUGCGAACUCUAUGGAAGCCACAUCUACAGGUCUAGCAAGACGUUUACGAUGUCCUGCUAUUAAUAAAGCAGCCAUGAUUUCGUGCAUAUUGAAACUUGAUGCUCAGAAGAUUGCCAACAACCACCUGUACUCGUUGAGUCUACCAAACCCAGCUCCAUGGGCGCCGAUUGUUGAUGGCUACUUCCUACCAUCGCAUCCAGAACAGAUGCUUCAGCAGGGGAACGUGAAAAACACGAGUAUCAUAAUAGGGCUCAAUAAAGAUGAAGGAUCCUUGUUUAUUCACGGACCCUUUAACAAAACUGGAUUCAUGGAUGUUGCCAACGCUGUAGGAAAAUCAUACGGAGACAUCUCCAUUGUCCCAGCUAUUGUGAACGAGUACGAAAUGUCCACAGUGCCAUCGCUUCGUCCGAGUUACUACACUCUCACAGAAAACCUGUUUGGUGAUUUUCAUUUCAAGUGUCCAGUGACAUCCUUUGCAGAGGCUUUUUCCGCGAUGGGCAACAAGGUGUUUAUGUACUACCUGGAACACAGAUCUGCUCUUUGUCCCUACCCUGAAAACACGGGCGUUGCACACACGUAUGAUCUGGAACUGGUGUUUGGGCAUCCACUGAACAACAGUCUGGAGUUCUCCAACGACGAUAAGUGGAUCAGUGAACAAAUCACGCAUUACUGGACUAGCUUUGCGAAAACAGGUGAUCCAAAUAAUGCACAAAACCAGACAAUUUGGCCCGUGUACGACAAUAAUGAAAUGAAGCACAUUGUUCUGAACAAAACCAUGUCAACUGGACAGGGUCUACGUUAUAGAGCAUGCAUGUUUUGGGAGAAGACCGUAAAGCUACUGACGAAAACCAAAGCCACCAAUGAGCGUUGUGCCACGAGCCGUGCUCAACCAAUGAAAGGAAGCAUUCCAGUACUGUGCAUCCUGUUUGGACUUUUGUUUGCAGUAAAACGUACUUGAUAAUUGGAA